AUGUCUUCUAAAAGAGAAAUAAUUACAAAGCAUAAAAUUGAGAGUUCUUAUAGAUCUUAAAAAAGGAAAUUGGAAUAGGCUAUCCUUUAAAUCAAUAGUCAUCAAACUAUUACAAAGACAUAAUAAGCUUUGCCUUCAAAAGAAAUUGAAUUAUAUAAUAAUGUGAAUGUGUAACAUGUAAUUAAUGGAGCUGAUUUUAUUUGGAAUCAUCUUGAGAAUAUGCCUAAGAAACAGAUAGAUAAUGUCUUUAUCCCUCAAACUAUAGCUGGAAUGCAAAAUGUAUAUUGCAUAGUAAAGAAAAAAUAUAAUGCUGAGAUGAUUAGGAAAGAGUAAUAAGAAGCUAAUAGAAUUCAAAAGAACUAAGAGAAACAUCACUUAUUUGAAUAGAGAAAACUAAAAAAUGAAUAAAUCUAUGUUAAAUUAGGAAUGAAGAAGACUUAUUAAUCUGCUCCUAUAACUAAAUUCACAGAAGAACCUCUAUUUUAAAGAUUAAGUUAGCCUAAAUAAUCUUUUAUUCAAUAAUCUACUUAUGAUCUACCUGAUUUUAGGGGAUUACCUAUAAAGAAUCUCACUCAUGUUGAUAAAUUCAAGAAUCCAAUUCUGAUUAAUCAUUUCAUAAGUUCAAAUUUAUUACCUAAAUCUGUAAAUAAGGAGAAACAUAAAAAUAAAUUUGAAACAUUCGAUUAAAAACUUGAAUAAUUUCAAAAUACAAUUUAAGUAGAUGAAAUGAAUUUGGAUAAUGAUUUCAAGGAUCAUGCUAUGAUAGAAAUUGAUAAAUUUGAAAAAAUGUUAUCUACAAUACCAUAGACUAUGUACUCAUAAGUAAAAGAUAGAGAGAAUUAAUUAUUAUAAUCAGUAGAAGGAUUUAGAUCAAUAAGAAAGAUAAAAAAAGAUCCAAAUUAUAGAUACAUAAUAGGUAAUCAAAUCAGAGAUUAAAUUUUAACAAAAUAAUGA
This is a messenger RNA of Paramecium pentaurelia, 954 nucleotides long. The record is from the annotation of a GenBank genome assembly. Lineage: Eukaryota; Ciliophora; Oligohymenophorea; Peniculida; Parameciidae.